This is a messenger RNA of Nylanderia fulva, 747 nucleotides long. NCBI's taxonomy places the organism in Eukaryota, Metazoa, Arthropoda, Insecta, Hymenoptera, Formicidae. The record is from RefSeq and is a predicted model, not a curated record.
AUGUCAGAGGCCGCAUCAUUCGACGCUGCAUCGGAUGUCGACGGCAGCUUGACACUGUCGGUACUACGCCUAAUAAUCAAAACUGUCGACGGUUUGAGUAACGCAGCGAGCGUCAAUCUGCUUUCGUCGAAAUCGUCUCCGUAUCGCGCGCCAGCAGGUACCGUAUCAGAGCGUAAGGAAGUAUCCGUUAAACGAGCGCCAAGUCAAACAAAGCCGACACCCUUCGCUCCCGUGUUGCUCGCUACCGCUUGGGGAUUAGCGCUCGCAGAUCCCGAUCCCUCCAGCAAGAAGUCAAUUAACGUUUUGAUCGGAGCUGAUCUAUACGAUCAACUAUUAAUCGGGCCCAUUAAAAAGAGGCCGCUCGGGUCACCCACAGCCCAACUUACCACGUUGGGGUGGAUUAUAUCGGGUCCUACCGACGACCCUCGCGAACCGCGAGCAGAACGCACAUCCGCGAUUCACUAUGCGAUCGCGCAAAAUACGGAUGCAUUGAUUCGCAAAUUCUGGGAAAUUGAGGAAGUCCCCACGCAAAGAUUCCUCACUCAGGAUGAGGAAGAGUGCGAACGCCACUUCGUGGAGACCCAUACACGCGACACUACAGGGCGUUACAUUGUACGCUUACCGCUUCGUCACAGAUCGCCUCUCGAGAUUGGUGACAGUCACCAAAUCGCGCUGUCUUGGUAUGCUCAGCAGGAACAACGUUUAAAAGAAAACCGGAACUCGCGCGCGCCUAUUCCGAGUUUUUAA